CUGCCCUAGUUUAAUUUAAUACAAUAAUAAAUAAAUAAUGUUGGGAAUCUGAAAGAGUUAAACUUUUUCCAUUGUGUAAUGAUGAAUCAUGCAGUUUUACACGACAAAGAAAGAAAAUAAAAUAAAAAGGCAGUCUCUUCACUUUCUUCAUCUUACUUCUCUUUUCUUGGAGUAAGAAUCUCUUCUUGGCAAGAAGAAAACCAAAAAUGAGGAAAAUGCCUACUAGAUCAUCGGUUCGAAUCACGUCGGCAGCAUCUCAAAGCCGGGUAACACCGGAGCCAGAACCUGCGGUGGAAAAAUUCUACAAGAUUAUUCGUCUUUCAACUAUCAAGGCAAAAAUGAUGAAAGUUCCGGAGAGAUUUGUAAGAUUAGGUCCUAAGCUCAGUGACAGUGUAAGUGUUGAGACUCCUGUUGGUUUCAAGCGUUCGAUUAGGAUCAAACGAAUCGGUGAUGAGGUUUGGUUUGAGAAUGGUUGGAGUGCGUUUGCUGAGGCUCAUUCUUUAAAGGAAGGUCAUUUUUUGCUUUUUCAUUACAAAGGGAACUCUAGUUUUCGUGUUGUGAUCUUUGAUGGGACUACUUCUGAGAUUGAGUAUCCAUUGGAAUAUGUCAUUGUGAGUGACGAUGAUACAGAAGAAGUGGUGGAAGUUAUGGAUAAUGAUGAUGAACAAGGGCUUGCUGGAUUUGAGAGUAGUGACAGUGAAGGAGUGAUUAGUUUGAGUGAAUUUUUGAAGAAGAAGAAGAAACCAAGUGUCAGCAUCAAGUCCGAGAAAUUUGCUUCAUUUUGGUAUAAAACUUCUUUUGAGGAAGAUUUUGUAGGUUUUGUUUGCCUUGUGUCUUCUAUAUGAUUUGUUAUUGGUCUUCUUUCUUGUAGAUGGUGUUGAAGAUAUUGAUUGAAGAAGAUAAGAGAGUCUUGAGGAGGUGUAGGAGAAGGUUCAAAGAUCUCUGAGGUUUCUAGCUCUUGAUAGUUGUCGCUUUGGAAGCUAGAUUGUAGUAAAAACUUGGGUCUUUUAAGACCCUUUGUGUAAGAGUAUUAUGUGUAAUGUUCAUUUUAAUGGUUUCGUCUCACAGUUUGA
Messenger RNA from Capsella rubella, 1073 nucleotides. Its product is annotated as B3 domain-containing protein At1g49475. The transcript is spliced from 2 exons. Lineage: Eukaryota; Viridiplantae; Streptophyta; Magnoliopsida; Brassicales; Brassicaceae. Gene Ontology annotation, molecular function: DNA binding. Bases 207 to 845 code for a protein of 212 amino acids. The record is from RefSeq and is a predicted model, not a curated record.